Molecule: messenger RNA, 1230 nt
Organism: Acanthosepion pharaonis
Lineage: Eukaryota; Metazoa; Mollusca; Cephalopoda; Sepiida; Sepiidae
Source: the annotation of a GenBank genome assembly
AUGCGUUUCAUCAGAUCGGAUUACAGGCUUGGCCAUUUGAAUUUUCUACAAAAUACUUUAUCUAUCUAUCUAUCUAUCUAUCUAUCUAUCUAUCUAUCUAUCUAUCUAUCUAUUCAUUGGUUAUUAUCUAUUUAUCUAUCUAUCUCAUUAUAUUCAUUAUCUAUCUAUCUAUCUACCUAUCUCAUUGUUCAGUAUCUAUCUAUCUCGUUAUUCAUUAUCUAUCUAUCUAUCUAUCUAUCUAUCUAUCUAUCUAUCUAUCUCGUUGUUCAUUAUCUAUCAAUCUAUCUAUCUCAUUGUGCAGUAUCUAUCUAUCUAUCUAUCCAUCUCAUUUUUCAGUAUAUAUCUACCUAUCUCAUUGUUCAGUAUCUAUCUAUCUAUCUCGUCGUUCAUUAUCUAUCUAUCUAUCUAUCUAUCUAUCUAUCUAUCUCGUUGUUAAUUAUCUAUCUAUCAUCUAUCUAUCUAUCUAUCUAUCUAUCUCAUUGUUCAGUAUCUAUCUAUCUCAUUUUUCAGUAUCUAUCUACCUAUCUCGUUCAGUAUCUAUCUACCUGUUUAAUUGUUCAUUAUCUAUCUAUCUAUCUAUCUAUCUAUCUAUCUAUCUCAUUGUUCACAAUAUAUCUCGCAAUUUGUUUAUCUAUCUAUCCCAUUAUAUUCAUUAUCUAUCUAUGUAUCUCGUUAUAUCCAUUAUUUAUCUCAUUGUUCAUUAUCUAUCUAUCUAUCUAUCUAUCCUAUAUCUAUCUAUCUAUCUAUCUAUCUAUCUAUCUCGUUGUUCAUUAUCUAUCUAUCUAUCUAUCUAUCUAUCUAUCUAUCUAUCUAUCUCAUUUUUCAGUAUCUAUCUACCUAUCUCGUUCACUAUCUACCUAUCUAUCUCAUUGUUCAUUAUCUAUCUAUCUAUCUCAUUAUAUACAUUAUCUAAUAUCUGCCUAUCUCAUUGUUCAGUAUCUAUCUAUCUAUCUAUCUAUCUAUCUAUCUAUCUAUCUAUCUAUCUAUCUAUCUCAUUAUAUACAUUAUCUAAUAUCUACCUGUCUCAUUGUUCAGUAUCUAUCCAUCUAUCUAUCUAUCUAUCUAUCUAUCUCAUUGUUCAUUAGCCAUCUAUCUAUAGAUCACAUUGUUCAGUAUCUAUCUAUUUAUCUAUCUAUCUCAUUGUUCAUUAUCUAUCUAUCAAACUGUUCAGUAUCUAUCUAUCUACGUAAGCUUGUUAAUAUCUAUCUAUCUAUCUAUGGAUCAUUUUAA